UCAUAUUUAAUAUCAUCACAUCUUGUCCUCCAAUGGGGAUGGAGAUAGCGUAUACUAACGUGUCAUUUCCCUCCAUUACACCUCACUUCCCGUCUUCUUCUCAUCCACUAACCAACAACAACAACAUUUUCAUGUCGAAAGAUCAUCAUCGACGGAUGGAUCAGAUCGCGUAUUUCUCUUUAAACGUCAACAACGAUCAGCAUAAAGGUCACUACUACCACGCAAGUCAUGGAGAAGAAGAGAUGAAAAACCCUAAUCGAUGUAACUGCAGUACCAGCAGCAAGAAAGAGAGGAGAGACUGUGGAAGCUGUAGACACUCGUUAAAAGCUUCGGUGUCGAGGGGACACUGGAGACCGGCUGAAGAUGCUAAGCUUAAAGAACUAGUCGCGGUCUACGGUCCACAAAACUGGAACCUCAUCGCAGAAAAGCUCCACGGAAGAUCCGGGAAGAGUUGUAGGCUACGGUGGUUUAACCAACUGGACCCGAGGAUAAACAGGAGAGCCUUCACUGAGGAAGAAGAGGAGAGGCUUAUGCAAGCUCAUAACCUUUACGGUAACAAAUGGGCGAUGAUAGCUAGGCUUUUCCCUGGAAGGACUGAUAAUUCUGUGAAGAACCAUUGGCAUGUUGUAAUGGCUCGCAAGUUUAGAGAACAGUCUUCUGUUUACCCUAGGAGGAAGACGAUGAUUACUCAUAAGCCACUUGUUAACCCUAAUGCUCACUCUUGCAAUGAUUUUGAACCUACUAGGUCAGAUUUGAUCCACCUUGUUGGUAAUGAUCAGAGCCACCUUAUGUUACCAAUUCCUUGCUUCACAGGUUAUGAUCAUGGAGUGUUUGAAAACCAAAUGAUGAUAGAUGACUACUCUACAAGGACACGAGAGGUCGCCACUACAUUCGGUGAUUCAAACCAAACGGGGAAGUGUGAGAUGCUUGAUGAGAGCAUGAAUGAGAAGAAGAAACCACACUUUUUCGAUUUUCUUGGGUUGGGGACAGUGUGAAUGUGUGAUCAUCACCAUGAACAAGAGAGAAAUUAGGUUAGUUAACAAAAAGUAGGAGAUGAUUCCGAGUCUAUUUAAUGUAGUUUUGUUGCGUUAAUUAAUAACCAUUUGUAGAUUAAUUGUUGUUAGUCCCAUGCAACAUUCUUAAACUCGUGUUAGUUACGUACGUAUCACUCUUUGGUUAAUUAAUUAAUGCUUUAAUGUA
Molecule: messenger RNA, 1200 nt
Organism: Brassica oleracea var. oleracea
Lineage: Eukaryota; Viridiplantae; Streptophyta; Magnoliopsida; Brassicales; Brassicaceae
Product: transcription factor MYB21-like
Exons: 3
Coding region: 33-995 (320 amino acids)
Biological process (GO): regulation of DNA-templated transcription
Cellular component (GO): nucleus
Molecular function (GO): RNA polymerase II cis-regulatory region sequence-specific DNA binding; DNA-binding transcription factor activity, RNA polymerase II-specific
Source: RefSeq, a predicted model, not a curated record